AUGGUGCAGUGCGCCGGGUGCGCGAGGCCCAUCCUGGACCGCUUCCUGCUCAACGUGCUGGACCGCGCGUGGCACGCCGAGUGCGUGCAGUGCUGCGAGUGCGGGCGCGCGCUGACCGAGCGCUGCUUCUCCCGCGAGGGCAAACUCUACUGCAGGGAGGACUUCAUCAGGCGUUUCGGCACUAAGUGCGCGGGCUGUCUGCAGGGCAUCUCUCCGGGUGACCUGGUGCGCAGGGCGCGCGGGAAGGUGUUCCACCUGAACUGCUUCACCUGCGCCGCGUGCAACAAGCAGCUCUCCACCGGGGAGGAGCUCUACGUCAUCGACGAGAACAAGUUCGUGUGUAAAGAGGACUACACGAGCACGAGCAUCCGGGAGGUCAACCUCAACUCAGUGUCCUCAUGUACGGACCGCAGUCUGUCCCCCGACCUGCCCGAGCCUGGCCCGGAAGACACCAAGGAGACGGAUAACUCCACCUGCUCGGACAAGGACACCAACAACAACGAGAACGAGGAGCAGGGGUCGUGUCAGAAGCGGAGGGGUCCGCGGACCACCAUCAAGGCCAAACAGCUGGAGACACUAAAGGCUGCGUUUGUGGCCACGCCCAAACCCACACGCCACAUCCGCGAGCAACUGGCCCAGGAGACCGGCCUGAACAUGCGCGUCAUACAGGUGUGGUUUCAGAACAGGCGGUCGAAGGAGAGGAGGAUGAAGCAGCUGAGCGCUCUGGGGGCCCGUCGGCACGCCUUCUUUAGGGGUCCGAGGAGAAUGAGACCGCUGGGUGGGCGGCUGGACGACCCUGAUAUCCUGGGCCCUGGGGGAUACAGCUACUAUGGAGAGUACCAGGGCGACUACUAUGGCCCAGGGGUCAACUACGACUUCUUCCCCCAUGGUCCCCCUUCCUCGCAGGCCCAGUCUCCGGCAGAGCCACCCUACCUCCUCAGCUCAGGCUCUGGGGCGCUGGAUGGGGGUCCGGCCUCAGGCCACCACCCCACGGACGACCAAAGGUUCACGGACAUGAUCUCUCAUGCAGACACGCCCAGUCCUGAGCCCGGCCUGACCGGACCCCUGCAUCCCAAUCCACAGGGAGAGGGGUUUGGAGGAGGGCCUAGUCCGCCCUUCCCUCUGGCCAACAACACCAGCUACAACGGCCCACUUCCCCACUCUGGCCAGGAGAUGGGGGAGAACACGGUAUGGUAGAGAGGCUACAAGGGGCAUGGACAGAGAAAGAGGGCAGGACUCAAGGGUGCAGGACAAAUGGACAAGGGACUGGAAACUCACCCACCCAGCCCGAAGAACUCAAGCCCCACUGGCUCCAACCCCGUCUUCUCAGUACUGUACGAGACUGCUGCGUAACCUGGCCGCCCCAGUUAGCCCAGGCAGGACGAAGAAAUGCCCAGCAGUCACCCCCACAAACGGCUGGAGGGCAUUACCCAGAAACGGGACAAACUUAGAAAACCUAGCAGGGACAUCUCUCCUUCCUCUCUCCGUUCCCUUUCUACAGGCCGGUCGCAGUCAGGCCGCAUAGCCGACCAAUCGCAUACAAGUGGAAUUCUUUUCCGUUGCCAUGGUUUCCCCCGCCUAAGCGUUGACAUCACAAUCUAAGUUAGUGCUCAUACCUGUUACCAUUGUUUUCCUUCUUCUUUUUAACUGCUAUUAUUUACAGUCUAGAGAAGGUCGUCGCAGAUGG
This is a messenger RNA of Colossoma macropomum (tambaqui), 1687 nucleotides long. RefSeq names its product LIM homeobox 5 (gene lhx5). Bases 1 to 1197 code for a protein of 398 amino acids. The record is from RefSeq and is a predicted model, not a curated record. Gene Ontology annotation, molecular function: RNA polymerase II transcription regulatory region sequence-specific DNA binding; DNA-binding transcription factor activity, RNA polymerase II-specific. Lineage: Eukaryota; Metazoa; Chordata; Actinopteri; Characiformes; Serrasalmidae. Gene Ontology annotation, cellular component: nucleus. The transcript is spliced from 5 exons. Gene Ontology annotation, biological process: neuron differentiation; regulation of transcription by RNA polymerase II.